AUGGGUGUUCCAUCUGUCCUCUUCGUAUGCACAGGAAAUAUUUGUCGCUCUCCAGUUGCUGAAGUGAUCUGCAGCAAGUAUACAAAGGGCUCUAUUAAGACUGAUUCUGCUGGAAUUUCGAAUCACCACGUCAAUGAACAAGCUGACGAAAGAGUUUUCGAAAUCGUAUCCCAACACGGAAUCGAUAUUAGUAAGCAUAGAGCCAGACAAAUCCGCGCUGAUGACUGGAUGCUCUUUGAUUACAUUGUAGCCCUCGACCAGAAGGUUUAUGAUGUACUCUUGAACAUGAGACCAAAUACAUCAAUCUCAAAAGUCGUUCUUUACGGUAAUAUCAGAGAUCCUUACUUUUGUGGUCGUACAGGAUUCCACAAAAUGUACGAAGAAAUCGAAACAGUUAUGCCAAAAUUCUUAGAAAGCAACAAAAUUUACAACAUGAGCUAA
This is a messenger RNA of Trichomonas vaginalis G3, 441 nucleotides long. Its product is annotated as non-membrane spanning protein tyrosine phosphatase protein. Gene Ontology annotation, biological process: protein dephosphorylation. Bases 1 to 441 code for a protein of 146 amino acids. Lineage: Eukaryota; Parabasalia; Trichomonadida; Trichomonadidae. The transcript has a single exon. The record is from RefSeq and is a predicted model, not a curated record. Gene Ontology annotation, molecular function: protein tyrosine phosphatase activity.